This is a messenger RNA of Orussus abietinus, 1784 nucleotides long. RefSeq names its product zinc finger protein 37. The coding region runs from base 185 to 1495 and encodes 436 amino acids. Gene Ontology annotation, cellular component: nucleus. Gene Ontology annotation, molecular function: zinc ion binding; RNA polymerase II cis-regulatory region sequence-specific DNA binding; DNA-binding transcription factor activity. The transcript is spliced from 3 exons. Gene Ontology annotation, biological process: regulation of transcription by RNA polymerase II. The record is from RefSeq and is a predicted model, not a curated record. NCBI's taxonomy places the organism in Eukaryota, Metazoa, Arthropoda, Insecta, Hymenoptera, Orussidae.
AGUACGAAAUUGUCUACGAAAAAUUACAAAGUUGUUAUCAGUUGUUAUGACAGCUGGAAUCUAUCGUAAUUCAUUAUUAUAAUAUGAGUUAGAGAUAAAUUCAUGGCGCUAACUUUGCUUUAAGAAUAUACUUGAGUAUCAGAUUAAUUAAAUGCAUGGAAUUGAUUAAUCAAUCUUAAAUAUUAUGGAGAAGGUGUGUAGAUUAUGCCUUCGAGCUCAAGAGAAUAUGAUACACAUUUUUGGCAAGGACGAAGACUCAACAUUAUUUCUAUUACAAAUUAAGGACUGCUGUGCCAUUGAGUUGGUAGAAAACGAUUGCUUGCCAAAAUUUAUAUGCAUCGAAUGCAAAGGCAGAGUCACUAUGAUCAGAGAGUUCAGAGAGCAAUGUAAACUGUCAGACUUAAAACUGAGGGAGUAUUAUGAACAUCCAGUCGAAAAAGAAAUUGAUAGAACUCAAACUGUUCAGAGUACCGGUGUACAAACUGAGGAUAAGCCAAGCCUAAUCGCUUCGAAAAGACGUUCCCUUAUUAAAAAAAGGAAGAAAGUUGUUAAACAAGCCUCUUCGACUUCUAUCGAUGGAGUGAAUAAGAAUGUAAUUAAGCCUGAAGUUUGUCAUAUAACUACCACAACUAACUGUUCAACAAAUGGCAAUAAUUGGGAUUUAAGGAAUAACGAUUGGAAUUUGGAAGAAGAGCCUGAAGAAACAAAACAAACAAAACCUAAGAAACAAGCCAUUCGGAAGGGAUGGAGUACUGCAAAGCAGAAGAAAUCUUUCGUAUGUCAUAUGUGUCAGAAGGUCUACCUAUCGAAGAAAGCAUUGGUCAAGCAUUCUGAAACUCACUUAAACAAUGGUCCCUUCAAGUGUUAUGGGUGCGACAAGACUUUUAACUCCAACGAUAAGCUCGCAAAUCAUAAUAAGAAACACAGUGAUUCCGUGAUUUUCAAAUGUGACGUGUGUGAUAUGCCUUUUAAGGAACAAGUCAAAUUAAAUUUUCAUUUACGAGUUCAUGGAAAAGGUCCUCCGAUCAACACGGAGAAGCAAUAUCUCUGCGACAUCUGCAGUAGGACAUUUGUUUCCAAAUCUGGACUACGAUUUCAUUUGAAAUCUCACACAGGAUCCAAACCCUACACUUGUAAAUACUGUAACAAGGGCUUCACGAUACCUAGCUAUAAGAUAAGACACGAAAGGACUCACACCGGAGACAAACACUUCGUCUGUCACAUAUGCAGUGCUGCGUUCGCAUCUAGUAAUGGCUUAAAGUAUCAUUUAAGGAUUCACACCGGUGAGGCGAAUUAUCACUGCGAAACGUGCGGUAAAUCCUUUAGACGUCUUAAAUACUUGAAGGAACAUACGUUUACUCACACCGGGGAAAGGCCAUUUGCAUGCAGGAUAUGCGGCCUAGCCUACGGAAAUUCUGGAAGCUUAUUCGUGCACGAAAAGAAAUGCAAAUUGCAGUACGUCAAUGGUACGGCUAACAACGCGAAAAUUGAGUGAGGACGCUUCUAAGAUCCGCUUCCGUUACCAAGGCGAAAGAAACGAAACAAUCCUUCCUAGCUGUAUUUAUUUAUUUAUUGACCAUAGUCUUAAUCAGAAACUAUCUUUGUAGGCAGUUUCUUUGUACUUUCUGUGCAAACAGCGUCGUGUACUGAAUGCAAUCGAGUAACCUUUUGCAAGGUCUAUAAGGUGCACUUUCCGUAAUUGUUCUCAAACUUCGGCUGAAAUCCGAGAGCGCACCUCUGUUAAAUAGCAACUCGCCACAGUCUCUUCGGGGAAACUUUAAUUA